UCCUCCUGCUGCCGCUGCCGUGCCCGCUGGAUGCUGCGGGGCUCGGGCGGGAUGCGGGGCUCGGGGCUGCGCGGGGCCGUGCCGCUGCUGGGCUGCCUGCUGGCCGCGGCGUCCAGCACGCGGCCAGAGUGCAGCAUCAUGCAGGAGAUCGAGGAGGAGCGCAGCCAGUGCCUGGCAGAGCUGACCUGGGACAACCAGACCUCAGGCUGCAGGAGGCAGUGGGACAACAUCACGUGCUGGCCUGAAUCAGAGGUGGGAGAAGUCGUGGUACGGCCAUGCCCCAAGUACUUCAGAUUCCUGACCUCCUACCUGGGGAAUGUGACCAGGAAUUGUACAAGCCAGGGCUGGUCAGAUGUGUACCCUGCACCCUACACUGUAGCCUGUGGAUAUGAUUCCAACAGCACUCCAGGGGAAGAGCAAACGGCGUUCUACGGAACGGUCAAGACUGGCUACACCAUCGGACACACCCUGUCCCUCAUCGCCCUCACAGCUGCCAUGAUCAUCCUGUGUCUCUUCAGAAAACUACACUGUACUCGAAAUUACAUUCACAUGCACCUCUUCAUGUCCUUCAUCAUGAGAGCCAUCGCAGUCUUCAUCAAGGAUGUCAUCCUGUUUGAAAGUGGGGAGCCUGAGCACUGCUUUGUGAGUUCAGUGGGCUGCAAGGCCAUGAUGGUUUUCUUCCAGUACUGUGUCAUGGCCAACUUCUUCUGGUUGCUGGUGGAGGGGUUGUACCUUCACACCCUGCUGGUCAUCUCCUUCUUCUCGGAGAGGAAAUACUUCUGGUGGUACAUCCUGAUCGGCUGGGGUGCCCCCUCCGUGUUCAUCACUGCCUGGACAAUUGUCAGGAUUUACUUUUUCGAUGUUGGGUGCUGGGAGGAAAUAGUGGAAUCCCCAUUCUGGUGGAUCAUUAAAACUCCUAUUUUGGUGUCUAUUUUGGUGAACUUCAUCCUCUUCAUCUGCAUCAUCCGUAUCUUAGUCCAGAAGCUGCAUUCCCCAGAUGUUGGGCACAACGAAACCAGCCAAUAUUCGAGGCUGGCCAAGUCCACUCUGCUGCUGAUCCCUCUCUUUGGCAUUCACUACAUCAUGUUUGCCUUCUUCCCUGACAAUUUCAAAGCAGAAGUGAAGCUGGUCUUUGAGCUCGUGGUGGGGUCGUUCCAGGGGUUUGUGGUGGCUGUUCUGUACUGCUUUCUCAAUGGAGAGGUGCAAGCUGAGCUCAAGAGGAAGUGGCGGAGGUGGCACCUGGAGCGGUUCCUGGGCUCGGACAUGAAGUACCACCACCCUUCCCUGGGCAGCAACGGCACCAACUUCAGCACCCAGAUCUCCAUGCUGACCAAGUGCUCGCCAAAGACGCGCCGCUGCUCCGGCUUCCAGGCCGAGUUCUCCCUGGUGUGAGAGGCUCCCCAGGCACUGAGCAUCCCAAACUGAGACAUGAGGAUCCCCGGAAAUCAGUGAUCCCAUGACAAACCCCUGUGAAAUGCCCUGCUCCACAUGAGCCAACGGAGGACACACAACUGGAAAAGCCGCUGGCAUCCAGGAUGAGAUCGGACGUGCCAAGAGGCAGAGGAACACUUUUGCUCUUCCUCUUUUCAGGCCUUUCACUCUUCAGUUUCAAGCCCUCAGGAAUUGAUAACUCUGAGGAAUUGUCCAACUUGCUUGAGGACAGCUUGGGAGAUGCUGGUGUGUCAUAAAUAAUUAAGUACUGGGGUAAGGGAGGGAGAGCCUCAGUCCUUGGUGGCUUUACCAGAACUGGCAUCUCUCCAACAGACAAAUUGCACUUUUUAAAAAAAAAAUGAGCCAGUAAGAAGAGACAGAGGCAGGAAGCAGGAAAAAAAAAACACCAAACAUAUGAAUGUGCCAAAAUUCCUGUGGAUAAGAGGUGAUGAUACAGCACCAAAGAUGGUGCUGGGGACAUGGGGAGAAGGGACAGGAGGAACAUGAGCAGGAAGGGAGAGGCCAGCACAUGGCCCCCACGUUUUACACAGGUGGAGGUGAAGCUGCAGCACCAGGAGAGCCCCUCAGAGGAUGCCCCAGUGUGUUCUGCUAUUUCCCCACCACCCUUGGGAGCAGAAGCUUUCCAG
This is a messenger RNA of Camarhynchus parvulus, 2078 nucleotides long. RefSeq names its product vasoactive intestinal peptide receptor 1 (gene VIPR1). Gene Ontology annotation, cellular component: plasma membrane. The record is from RefSeq and is a predicted model, not a curated record. The transcript is spliced from 13 exons. Gene Ontology annotation, biological process: adenylate cyclase-modulating G protein-coupled receptor signaling pathway; cell surface receptor signaling pathway. The coding region runs from base 31 to 1392 and encodes 453 amino acids. NCBI's taxonomy places the organism in Eukaryota, Metazoa, Chordata, Aves, Passeriformes, Thraupidae. Gene Ontology annotation, molecular function: G protein-coupled peptide receptor activity; vasoactive intestinal polypeptide receptor activity; peptide hormone binding.